This is a messenger RNA of Astyanax mexicanus (Mexican tetra), 2438 nucleotides long. RefSeq names its product zinc finger protein ZFP2-like. The coding region runs from base 522 to 1541 and encodes 339 amino acids. Lineage: Eukaryota; Metazoa; Chordata; Actinopteri; Characiformes; Acestrorhamphidae. The transcript has 2 exons. The record is from RefSeq and is a predicted model, not a curated record.
UCUAUAACACAGUUACAGUGCUAUUGUACUGUAUAGUGCUCUAAACCGCAGCGUUCAGUUCAGUUUUACUGCGGAACCUCUGAAGAGGCAGUUCAGCCGGACUGUGGAGUAAAGGCGCUUCUCCGCGGACUGAGAGCUGCUGCUGCUGAGUUUCCUCGCGCCUGUCUGCAGCAGCUCGGCCGGACCUCGCGUGUGAGUUGAACACGGAGGGUGUUCUGAUCUUCCCGGCGCUCGUGCACUGCGUCGUCUCCCGCUGUGAGUGCUGGGGACUGCUGCGCUCUGACCGGGAGCACCGCGAACCGGGAGUCUGUUGUCAUGGCUACUGAGGACGCCAUCUCCGUGAGCUCUGUGUGAACCAAAUUAAAAUAUUCUCCUGAAAUUCAUCACCAACAACCAGGAUAUUUAACUAAGAGCAAUGUGAAACUGCUGAAAGAGGUGAAGCAAAAGCCGUCCAGAAGAAUCUCCAGAACACACAGAAACAGUUUGCUACAUUUAACAGACAAUUGAAGCCAAGUCCCGACAUGGAGAAACAUCAGCACUCUGUCAAGAGUUUUACUAAACAGAGUGAUCUCAAAAAACACCAGCGCAUUCACACAGGAGAGAAACUGUAUCACUGCUCAGACUGUGGGAAGAGUUUUACUCAACAGAGUCAUCUCAAACUGCACCAGCGCAUUCACACAGGAGAGAAACCGUAUCACUGCUCAGACUGUGGGAAGAGUUUUAAUCAUCAGAGUAAUCUCAAAAAUCACCAGCGCAUUCACACAGGAGAGAAACCGUAUCACUGCUCAGACUGUGGGAAGAGUUUUAAUCAUCAGAGUAAUCUCAAACUGCACCAGCGCAUUCACACAGGAGAGAAACCGUAUCACUGCUCAGACUGUGGAAAGAGAUUUACUACACAGAGUCAUCUCAAAAUUCACCAGCACAUUCACACAGGAGAGAAACCAUAUUGCUGCUCAGACUGUGGAAAGAGUUUUAAUCAACAGAAUCAUCUCAAAAAUCACCAGCGCAUUCACACAGGAGAGAAACUGUAUCACUGCUCAGACUGUGGGAAGAGUUUUACUACACAGAGUAAUCUCAAAAAUCACCAGCGCAUUCACACAGGAGAGAAACCGUAUUACUGCUCAGACUGUGGGAAGAGUUUUACUGAACAGAGUAGUUUCAAAAAACACCAGCGCAUUCACACAGGAGAGAAACCGAAUUACUGCUCAGACUGUGGGAAGAGUUUUACUCUACAGAGUACUCUCCAAAUACACCAGCGCAUUCACACAGGAGAGAAACCGUAUUACUGCUCAGACUGUGGGAAGAGUUUUACUCAACAGAGUACUCUUCAAAUACACCAGCGCAUUCACACAGGAGAGAAACCGUAUCACUGCUCAGACUGUUGGAAGAGUUUUACUCAACAGAGUAAUCUUCGAAAACACCAGCGCAUUCACACAGGAGAGAAACCGUUUUAUUGCUCAGAUUGUGGGAAGAGUUUUACUCAACAGAGUAAACUCAAAAAACACCAGCGCAUUCACACAGGAGAGAAAACUCCAUCUUAGUUCAGUUUGAAGGCAAUUAAAAGUGCAAAUCGUAAGUCUUUUCCACUACCACUAGGCCCAUCUGCAUGAAAGAAGAAGUGAAAACACCAGCUGAGGAACUCCAGAGUGUGUUCCCAAAAGUGAGACCCAGAGCCACAGAGAGAGACGACACUGUUCCGGAUACUGCCGUGUGGACUGGAGGAGCAUCCAGACCCGCAGAGAGUCUAACAAAAUCCUUUCCAGAGGUUAAAUAAAACGCUCCAGCCGUAGUUCCCAUACUGAAAUCAACCCCCUCCAGACUUGUGUAGCGCAGUAAGGUUGCAGGCUCAUUCAUUCCCUCUGAUGGUGUUCUCAUUUGUCUAUGGUUCGUUCUGAUUAAAAUCUGUAACCAUAGAGGGAUAUAGAUGGAUAUUUGGUUGUUGUAUUACUCAAGUUUUAUACUCUCUUAUCUUCUCCUUAUUGAAUAUUAUAUGUUGCUUAAGGUUUUUUGAUCUCCAAAAUUUACUAAGAAUAUCCAAAUCAUGUAGUUUCUUAAUUGUUUUUAUCCACUACAAACUAUUAUCUUUGUAUUGCUUCACCUCUAUAUUUACUCAUCUGUGUGUUUUAUUAAACUACUUUUAUAUUGCAGAUCUGCAAUCUCAUUGUGUUUUCUCAACAUAUGUUGGACAUGAAACCUAUAGGCCUGAGAUUGUCUCAUGUUAUUAUUUGUUAAAUACUCAAAGGUGCCCAACAGAGAAAGCCAGUGUAAAAUGGAUUUGUGUUGAAGUGUAACAAUAGUCAAUUUAAGAUUGAAAUUCGGAAAAAUAUGUUUUUUGUUAUUGGUUCAGGCUUAAAAGGGUUAAAUAUACAAUUACUUCCAAAGGUAGAGUAACAUGGGUUUAACUUGUAUUCAUAUGUUUAUAAAGUUCUUUAUUGUGA